This is a messenger RNA of Toxorhynchites rutilus septentrionalis, 1977 nucleotides long. RefSeq names its product sodium-coupled monocarboxylate transporter 1-like. Bases 34 to 1806 code for a protein of 590 amino acids. Gene Ontology annotation, molecular function: symporter activity. The transcript is spliced from 4 exons. NCBI's taxonomy places the organism in Eukaryota, Metazoa, Arthropoda, Insecta, Diptera, Culicidae. The record is from RefSeq and is a predicted model, not a curated record. Gene Ontology annotation, biological process: sodium ion transport; transmembrane transport. Gene Ontology annotation, cellular component: membrane.
ACUCCAUAAUUUGUCCGCCGCAGUACAGUGCUAAUGAUGGGCACAGAUUCCGAACGUGAAUUUACCACCGUAGCUUCGAUAGAACACGUGCUACACCAAAAUUUACGUUUUCAGCCCGUGGAUUAUGUGAUAUUCGUCGUAUUAUUAGCAAUUUCUGCCCUCAUUGGGGUAUACUUUGGGUUCAUUUCGAAAAUCAAGCAGAACAAUGUUGAAGAAUACCUGCUGGGAGGAAAAACCAUGGCUAAAAUUCCGGUGGCGGCAUCGCUGAUUGCAACGUCUGUUUCCGGUAUCACGUUACUCGGUGUCCCGACCGAAAUCUACGCAUAUGGAACCCAGAUAUGGGUUUUCAUGAUAUCUGCAGUGAUUGUAGGCCUCGUAAUGCACUACAUCUACCUACCGGUGUUUCACGAUAUGCAACUUACAUCCUGCUUUGCCUAUCUGGAACUGCGCUUCGACCGAGUCGUCCGUCUGACUGCCAGCUUCGUGUAUAUGCUGUCCGCACUGUUUCUGGUGCCGGUAAUCACCUAUGUUCCAGCCAUCGCACUUAGCCAGGUCUCCGGUAUGGACAUUCAGCUGACGGCGCCAAUCUUGUGCGCUGUUUGCGUAUUCUACACCACCGUGGGUGGAUUGAGAGCCGUCGUAUGGACCGACACAAUUCAAUUCCUGCUCAUGUUAGCGGCCAUAUUUGCCGUCGUUUGGCUGGGAAUUGUGGAUGCUGGUGGGUUUCGGGAAACAUGGAAUAGUGCGAAGCGUGGUGGGAGACUUAUCUUUUUUAACUUCAAUCCAGAUCCAACGCAAAGGACCUCUUUUUGGAGCAUGCUGUUUGGAAUGACCUCCAAUUGGAUUGCCGUUUUUGGGAUCAAUCAAGCAUGCAUCCAGCGAUUCCUGGCCGUUCCAACGCGACAGGCAGCCAAAAAUUCCCUAAAAAUAUACGUCAUCGGAUUGAUUGUCAUUAAUUCGUUGGCCUGCUUUUUGGGCUUACUAAUGUACGCCCAUUACGAGACAUGCGAUCCCAUGGCUACCAAACAAAUUGAAAAGCUAGAUCAGGUGGUUCCAUUCUACGUGAUGAAUGUUGGCAGUAAAAUUCCCGGUCUUCCCGGAUUGUUCAUAGCUGGUGUUUUCUCAGCGGCACUAUCAACCAUGUCGUCAACCUUGAACACACUCACCGGAACAAUUUACGAGGAUUUCAUUCGUGUUCAUCGUCCCAAUGCCACCGAGAAAUCGUCAAGUACAACGAUGAAGAUCAUAGUCGUAGUGCUGGGACUAGUCGUUUUGGCUUUAGUUUUCGUCGUAGAAAAGAUGGGUUCAAUUGUUCAAAUGGCUGUCUCGUGUACUGGUGUUAUAUCUGGAUCUGUGAUGGGAAUGUUUACCCUCGGAAUGAUGUCGCCGAGAUGCAACACGAAGGGAGUCGUUUCUGGAGUAAUAGUGUCAAUCGGAUGCAUGGUUACACUUUGGAUUGCGGCAUUGGGAAAACUGCACUACGAGUUUCUUCCUCUCAGAAACGACGGAUGCGAUGGUGUUGCAGACUUGUCUAUGUCGAUGAGUUUCACGGCUCAUCAAAAUAAUUCACAAGCAGAGGAAAAACUGCCAUUCAUAUUUAGAAUUAGCUUCAUGUACUAUUCGUUGCUCGGUUUACUGAUAUUUCUCGCCGUAGCGUACCCAGUCAGUGUUUUAACUGGCGGAAACAAGGUUUUGGACCAACGGCUACUAACACCAUUUGCGAGGAGUAGGAACGAAUGUAUUGUUCAGAUGUUGAAAAUAAGUGGUGGUGGUAUUAAGGAUGAUUCACCGAAAGAUAAAUUUUGAAUUCUAAGCUUGCUCUCAUAUAAUUGAAAUAAGCCCAGAAGACGAAGAAUUAAGAAACCUAGAAUCAGAUAUCAACUGAUUACUCAAUGAGAAGCCAACAAUUAAGGACUAGUGUGACAUGGCAUUUUGAACUUUUCAAGGGGAAUGAUUAUCAUGCUCGUCACGGGUGUG